Gavialis gangeticus (Gharial) is the source of this 2391-nucleotide messenger RNA. It is a transcript of the gene RNF2, whose product is annotated as ring finger protein 2. Gene Ontology annotation, cellular component: PcG protein complex; ubiquitin ligase complex. The transcript has 7 exons. The coding region runs from base 896 to 1906 and encodes 336 amino acids. NCBI's taxonomy places the organism in Eukaryota, Metazoa, Chordata, Crocodylia, Gavialidae. The record is from RefSeq and is a predicted model, not a curated record. Gene Ontology annotation, molecular function: ubiquitin protein ligase activity; chromatin binding.
UGAUAUCCUUUCAAAACUCAAUCAGCUGCAGCCUGAUGGCAUGUCGCAACAGAAGUGUUAAAAAUACAUAUGAACUAGCACCUUCGUUCCCACCUGCUCCCAGCUGUUGAAAUGGUUGUUACUUGAAUGAGUUUGCUUUAAAAGCACCUAAGAGUGGUAUCUAAAAACAGACAGAGAGUAGUAAUAAAGGUUGUGUCCUUAUUAGACACAAUAAGUGGUAGCAGCAUGCAACUUAACUCUUUGAAGGGAAAGGCACUAAUCUUCCUUUAUGCAUCUGUAAUUCUCUUUAGCAUCAAUAUAAAUUGUGGGCUUGCAGUGAGGGAAAUAUUAUGCAAACAGCUAUAUUUCCUACCUAUGACAACUGUCCUGGUGGUAAGAUUGCUUCUGUUUUGAGAGCCGUAGUUACGUAAAAUAAUAAAAUGCAUAUUUCUAUAGAACAAUUUCAAUAAACCAUCAGGAUUUUGACAUUACAGUUCAGUGCUUGCCUGGGGUCUUGGAAUGGGUUUGCUUUAGAGCUGACAAUUUGGAAUUAGCUAUUGGCAGUUUGUCAAUUUGAGAAGUCUAUUAGGGUACUAAAAUGGAUGUCUCAUUUCUCUUACCCAUACAUAUAUCUCUCAUGCCAAGUAAAAUGUCUUUUUACAAUAUAAAUAUUUAUGCUGCAGAAAAUUGAAGUAGACAGCCUGAAUCUAUCAUCUCCCAAUUCUGCUGUCUCUCCAGCCCCAAGCUACUGUUUAGUUAUAAUAGUUGUCUUGCUAAGAACUAUUUCUUAUCAAAGAAUUCAGUGGGCACGGACUGUUUUAUUCCUGCUGUGUGGUUGGGAACAGAACAGGCAUAUUAACCUGUGUGCUGUACUUCUUCCAUCUUAGGGUUGUGAAAAGUUAAACUUUUAAACAUCAUGUCUCAGGCUGUGCAGACAAAUGGGACUCAACCUUUAAGCAAAACGUGGGAACUCAGUUUGUACGAAUUGCAGAGGACACCCCAGGAAGCAAUAACUGAUGGGCUGGAAAUAGUGGUGUCACCUAGGAGCCUGCACAGUGAACUAAUGUGUCCCAUUUGCUUGGAUAUGCUGAAAAACACCAUGACAACAAAAGAAUGCCUGCAUCGUUUCUGUGCUGACUGUAUCAUUACAGCCCUCAGGAGCGGAAACAAAGAGUGUCCUACUUGUCGUAAAAAGCUUGUUUCUAAAAGAUCUCUGAGACCAGACCCAAAUUUUGAUGCACUCAUCAGUAAAAUUUACCCAAGUCGGGAUGAAUAUGAGGCCCAUCAAGAAAGAGUGUUAGCAAGAAUCAGCAAACACAAUAACCAGCAAGCUCUGAGCCACAGCAUUGAGGAAGGUCUAAAGAUUCAGGCCAUGAACAGGCUACAGAGAGGCAAGAAACAACAAAUUGAGAAUGGCAGUGGAGCAGAAGAUAAUGGUGACAGUUCGCACUGCAGCAAUGCCUCAACACACAGCAAUCAGGAAGCAGGGCCUAGUAACAAAAGGACCAAAACAUCUGAUGAUUCUGGCCUAGAAUUGGACAAUAACAAUACAACUGUGGCAAUAGAUCCAGUAAUGGAUGGUGCUAGUGAAAUCGAGCUAGUCUUCAGGCCUCACCCUACACUCAUGGAGAAUGAUGACAGUGCACAGACUAGGUAUAUAAAGACCUCAGGUAAUGCUACUGUUGAUCACUUGUCCAAGUAUUUAGCUGUCAGAUUGGCUUUAGAAGAACUUCGCAGCAAAGGAGAGACAAAUCAGAUGAAUCUUGACACUGCCAGCGAGAAGCAGUACACCAUAUACAUUGCUACAGCCAAUGGCCAAUUCACGGUAUUAAAUGGCUCCUUUUCCUUGGAGCUUGUCAGUGAGAAGUACUGGAAGGUGAACAAACCCAUGGAACUCUACUACGCACCAACAAAGGAACAUAAAUAAGCUUUGCAAAAAAUCUUUGAGCUGGGACUCUGUUUUUAUAGCUAUGGUUUCUUAAUAUUAAGGAGGCACCACCGUUAUUUUAUGGACAAUAAGUGGGAUGUCUUCAGACUCCUUUAUGAACAUACUGUACUUUAUUAAUAUGAUUAGACAGUGUUCUGGGUUUUAUUUUUUAAUUUAAUUUUUUUCCAGGAGAUUGAAUGACCGACCUUUUGUGAUUCAUUCCAUUGUUAAUGAUGUGCUUGCUUGUUUGUUUGUUCCCAAUGCAUGAUAUUGAAGCAGAAGUUCCUUUUGGAAUCUCUUAAUCUAGUCCAGGAAAGUUGGUAGGUCUGUUAAUAUCCUUGACACAGAGCAGCCCCUUCAAAGUACUGAAUGUUGGGAGGGGGUGGUCAAAAGGAAUCUGAAGUAGUAGUAAGUAGUGGGGAGUAUGCUUUGAAUGUAGUGGUUUACUAAUCACUAUCACUAUAAAAGAUGUUGGAGAAAUGAUG